GAUGUUGUUAAAAAGCUCCAUCCUUACGCAAAUAUUGCUUGGAAAAUCUUGGAUUCGGCUUACCAAGCCGUUCGAGGACAGAUUGAGAGGGAUGUCGCACUCCAUGAUCUCGUAGACUCCAUGGGCGAUCUCUAUUCAUUCGUCGAUGAUGUCAACGAGCUGAAAAACAAAAUCAAGUCCCUCGAGCACGUUAUCAUCCAAAUCUCUGUUCAAAUGACUGAAUGCGGUAUUUUUAUUAAGCAGUAUGUGUCCCAUGGGUUCGCAGGUGGGUUGAUC
Cantharellus anzutake is the source of this 276-nucleotide messenger RNA. RefSeq lists its product as uncharacterized. The record is from RefSeq and is a predicted model, not a curated record. Lineage: Eukaryota; Fungi; Basidiomycota; Agaricomycetes; Cantharellales; Hydnaceae. The transcript has 2 exons. The annotation marks the transcript as partial.